Molecule: messenger RNA, 1236 nt
Organism: Rhododendron vialii
Lineage: Eukaryota; Viridiplantae; Streptophyta; Magnoliopsida; Ericales; Ericaceae
Product: probable E3 ubiquitin-protein ligase RHY1A
Exons: 3
Coding region: 502-1092 (196 amino acids)
Source: RefSeq, a predicted model, not a curated record
UUUCCUCUCUCCUUUUCGAGCAGCCCCCCUCCCGCCCUCCUUUUCCCCCUCCCGACUUUUUAUCUACAAAUAAUUCUAGAGAGAGAGUCAGAGAGAGAGAGAGGCGAAAACAAUGGAGAACAAUGAGUCUAUCCCCAAUUACUAUUAAUGCCAUGGUCCCUCUUUUGUCUGCCACAUCUCUCUCUCUCUCUCUCUCUCUCAUUGGUAGGGAGUAUUUCAUUCACCAUCACAACCUCAAACUUCCCCACUCAAUUCAAUGACCUCUCUCCUCUUUUUUUCCCCCCUGAAUCUUUUCUAUUAGGAACCCAUAUCUAGCUAGCAGUAGCUCUUUCUUUUUCUCCUUCCCCCAGGCAAUUUUUCAUAAAACAGAUGAAUUUUCGCAUAAACCAAUAAAUAGGGUUACAUAUAUAGAAAAUAUUUAGUUUUAGUUAUUUAUUUUUUUAUUUUUGGCCUACUUUUGUUUAUUUAUUUCAAGGGGAGUUAUAUACACAAUAUAUAUCAAUGGCUGGACAGCUUCCCGGAGUGGAAUGUGCACGGCGGCGGCGGUUCCACCAGAGCGGAGUGGGGACGGAGUUGCCGAGCGCGGCGGCGCUCGGGAUGACGAGGCGGUCGAUUUUUUGUUUGUACACAACCAAUUACCAGGAUUCCCAUCUCAGCUCAAGCUCUUCCUCUUCACUGCAUAGGAACAACAACCAUGCAUAUCAAGUGGAGAAGUUGGGAGGUGUGGCUGGUGAAGCUAAAGAUAGGUUAGAUGAGAGGCUGAGGGCACAAUGGAAACCUGAAACCAAAAGGAAUACUAGAAGCCAACAGAGCAUGAGGAGUACUAUAGAAAGAAGAACAGUGGAAUCCUGGGAUCUGCAAAUAGAGUUGUUUGGAGCAAAAAAAAUUACUGGAUCAAAGAGGUUCAACUGGGCAAAACUGGGGUGGAAAGCCACAGACCAAGUGGAGUGUGCUAUCUGUUUGGAAACAUUCAAGAACGGCGAGCCACUGGUUAACCUACCAUGUGCCCACAGGUUCCAUUCCAGGUGCUUGGUUCCUUGGCUAGAGACCAAUGCGCACUGCCCUUGUUGCAGAAUGGCGAUUUUGAGUUAAGUCACAGAGAAUCAUUACGUAGUAAUUCUGUGUUUAUGCAUAAGUAUUGUGGUGUUGUUCCUUUUCUUUGGUUUGUAAAUUAAGCAAUGUAACACCAAUAAGAUUUUCUUACAAAUUGAUGUUACGAUUGAGGUUUUCUUUCCA